Messenger RNA from Syzygium oleosum, 2077 nucleotides. RefSeq names its product UDP-glycosyltransferase 87A1-like. Gene Ontology annotation, molecular function: UDP-glycosyltransferase activity. NCBI's taxonomy places the organism in Eukaryota, Viridiplantae, Streptophyta, Magnoliopsida, Myrtales, Myrtaceae. The record is from RefSeq and is a predicted model, not a curated record. The coding region runs from base 115 to 1482 and encodes 455 amino acids. The transcript has 2 exons.
CUAUUCCCCAUCCGCUGAUCGAUGAGUCAACUCACCAAAGUUCAACAACCGUGAUUGAACUCCAAGAACAAUCCACCUGUUUGGACGCCCCUAGGCCCUAGCAACUUCAAGAAAAUGGAAGCUCCAGGGUCGUCAACUUCCGCCAUGGCAGCCGCCAGCAGCCUCCACAUGGUGGCGAUGCCGUACCUGGGACGAGGCCACAUCAACCCCAUGAUGAACUUCUGCAGGAGUCUGUCCUCCCGAGUCCCAGACAUCGCCAUCACCUUCGUUGUGACGGAGGAGUGGCUCGGCUUCAUCGGUUCCGAGCCUAAGCCCGCCAACAUAUCCUUGGCCGCCAUCCCCAACGUGCUCCCCUCGGAGCUGGUCCGAGCUCAGCACUACUCCGAAUUCUCCGAUGCUGUUUUCACGAAGAUGGGAGAUCCAUUUGAGGAGCUGCUGGAUUGGCUCCGGCCUGUGCCAACUAUCAUCCUGGCCGACACUUCGCUGAAAUGGGCCGUCCGCACGGGGAACUGGAGGAAUAUUCCGGUGGCAUCGUUCUGGCCGAUGUCGGCCUGGGUUUUCUCUUUCUUCCAUCACUUCCAUCUUCUGGAACGAUACGGUCACUUCCCGGUUGAUUUGUCUGAAAGAGGGGACGAGCAGGUCGAUUACAUUCCUGGACUUCCUCCUACACGCUUAGCAGACUUGAUCCGUUCUGGGAGGAAUGAUCCAAUCCUACAAGACUUCCUUGACGCUCUUAAGAUUGCACGUGAGUCUAAGUAUCUCUUGCUCGCGGCUGUGUAUGAGGUGGAUUGUCCGGCUGUCGAUGCUGUUAAAGCUAGCUUGUCGUUCCCAGUCUACACCAUCGGUCUGGCCAUCCCUCUCUCUCGACUUGCAGAUGACUCUUGUUUGAAUGAAGCCGAUUACUUAAAGUGGUUGGACCGUGAGCCAAGCGAUUCCGUCCUAUAUAUCUCCCUCGGAAGCUUUCUCUCGGUCUCCAGCUCUAAGAGGGAUGAGAUUGCAGGCUGUUUGCGUGACAGUGGCAUUCGUUUCGUGUGGACGGGGCACAAGGAAGCCUCGAGGUUGAAAGAGUUAUGCAGCAAUAGGGGAAUAGUCGUGCCAUGGUGCGACCAGUUGAGGGUGCUGUCACGUUCGUCGGUUGGCGGGUUUUGGACGCAUUGUGGAUGGAAUUCCAUUUUGGAAGCUGUUUUCAUGGGAUUUCCUAUGCUCGUAUAUCCCAUAGCUAUGGAUCAACACCGUAAUGCAUCACUAGUCGUCGAAGACUGGAAAAUAGGAUGGAGGGUGGGCACGGAUAUCACAGGGCUCAUGCGUAAGCUCAUGGAUUUGGAAGACAAUGAAAGCAGAGAGAUCAGGAGACAGGCCAAGCAUCUCCAGGAGGUAUGUUGGCAAGCGAUCGGAAAAGAUGGAUCGACUGAGACCAACAUCAAUGCCUUCUUCAGGGACAUUUCCUAUUGCAAUGAUAGUUCAGAAAGGUUUAAUGUAUGAGUUGAUCAGUGAUGUUUCUGCAGUUAAAUUGAUAGGCAAGAUUUUUAGGACAGAAUCAGUACAACACACAUAGCGGACCCAACUAUCAACAGCACGCCAGUUACCUAUAUGGAAUGUCUUCCUGACGGAAUAACUCUCAAGUGGUGGUCCGGGGACAACCGCAAAAGGGGGAGCCGGAAUGAGCUGUACACAACCUCAAUUAUUUGGCAUCAAUAGGAGUCGUUGAUGAGCCGACUCACCACAUUGGGUCGAAACGUUCUUUCUGGAUGAAAAAAUUCAUUUGAACACUCCGUGCACUGAUAGGCAUUAGGCAACUCAUGUACCAUGUAUGGUUCGCUACACUUUGAUCACCUAGUGGAGCUAUAUUUGAUUGUAAGUGUAAUCACGCGGUACUCUGAUUAGCAUCAAAGUCGGAGGACGCUGUCUUAUCACACAGUCACCACCAGCGCCCACAAAUGGACUUCAGAUCACCGCCCACCACCAGCACGACGGCCACUGCCACCGGCACCUUUCGCGAGGUGACAUUGCUCUAUCCUGGAAGAGGCCACAUCAACCCCAUGAUGAACUUCUGCAGCAUUCAUGGCCAGAACCCCCA